ACAACAUUGCCACACCUCCUCCAUCCAUCAAUUCAUCAACAUCCUCAUCCCCCUCGACAAUCUCUUUCUCUUUCGUUUAGUUUCCAUCAUUAAUCACUACUGCACUGUACACUCUUACUCUUACUCGCACUCGCACUCCUCGACUGGACUGUCGGCUGCAGUGCACUCCCCCCCUCCCCCCCCAUCCCACCCCCUUUCCCCCUUGCACCAGCGUCCAUCAUGCCGCCAAAGCCUCUCACCCUCCUCUCCCUCGUUCAGUCUAUCUCUUAUCCUCCUCUACCCACCAUAGAGGAGUUGGAGCAGCUCUCAAACACCCUCAAGGCUCAGAGGACGGCAGCCAAGGCCAGACUCGCGAAUAUGGCCCCUCCCCCUGAAGAGGAGCGCACUCUCAAGAAGCAACACAAGCGAAAGGACAGGGAACAAACAGACGAGCGAGAGAGAGCGGCCCUCGCCGCAAAUCAGCGCGCCGGUGCAGCACUUGAAGUUGUCGAGCGACGACGCGUUGACACGAGUGCCGACAUCAAGGUCAAACACGAGCGUGUCUCUCCAGUUCCGUCAAACGCAUCGUCUGCCUCGUUCCGUCCAAACUCGCAACAGACGUACGGAAUGCCAAAGAAGAAGAAACAGAAGCGCGUCGUCGACUCGGACGAUGAGCCAUUGUCCCAAACACCACAGCCGCAGACCGCGCCAGGUGUCAAAAUCAAGCUCCCCCAGAACAAGGCUCGCCCGACUGAGAGCCCGGCGCCCUCGGUCGCGGCACCCCCAAGCAAUAGUGGCAACGGAGGCAUUGACUGGUCACCUCCCACUAAGCCGCUGCGCCCGCUUAUUCCUGAGCGCCCAGGAGUCAAGGAGCCGCUCUCGCCGGGUCCCAAGCGACAGAACGAGGUAGACGAGGAUUUCAGCGACAGGAAAGCGCCUCCUGGUCAGAUUGCCUGCCAAACCUUCUGGCAGAGUGUCGAGCCAUAUACUCGCGACCUUCGCCAUGACGACCUUGCUGUACUUGCGUUCAAAGCGGACCAGCCAGACCUCUUCCAGAUACCGCCGCGCGGUCGCCACUUCACCGAGAUCUGGGACGAGGAAGAUGGUAACCCGCCGAACACGACACAGCGGCCCGCGGUGCCUCCUAUUCUCCGCCCACGUACUACGCGCAAGUCGGCUCAAGGCGGUUCUGGGGAUGUCGAGGAAAUGGGCGCGUUUUCCGAGAGGUUGGUCUCGGGUGUCGUUAGUGGCUACGAUCUCGGCGAGAAGUUUCAGAGAGACGUGGCCGGUAUCCCCGAGCCCGAGGGCGACCUUCCUUCUGAUAUUGCGAUGCCGAAUACGGAAAGCGCCGAUAUGGAGGAGAGAGUCAAGAAGGAGAUGCGGCACAUGAUGCUCUUGGGCGAGCACGAAGAGUUUGACGCCACGGCCCGUGAGGAUGAUGAGGUCACGGCCGCUCUGCGUACUUGCCAGGCCGAGCUGCAGGCGCAGAUUGCAAUCAACGAAGCACGCAAGGCCCGUCUCGUCAAGCAGGCUGAAAGCCGACUGGCGUACAACGAGUACCAGAAUUACCUCGAGGCCAUGGACAAGUUCAUCGAGACCGAGUGGGCGAAGCGUACCAAGAAGCACGGUUCUGGGGGCAAGAAGAAGAUGGUCAACGGCGUGGUGGUGGGCGAAGGACGUCCACCAGUCAAUCCCGAACUUUUGCGGGUGGUGCGCCUGCGCCAGCAGUGGGUGGAGACUGUCGGCACCGUCCUGAAGAAGCGACCUGAGGGCGAGGUGCUGGGCAUUCCGCAGCACAGCAUCUACGAUGGCAUUGGGGACAAUAAUGUCAUGGACAGGAAGCCGCACAUGGUGAAGCUGGAGGCUGCGGAUGGCGACGAAGAGCAUGGCGAUGUAGCUUAGGGUGAUUUGGGCUGCCGAAAGAGACAUCAAGUGUAUGUAGUUGAAGACGUGUAUGUAUAUACAGUAUUUGGGCCUUUGGGC
This is a messenger RNA of Cutaneotrichosporon oleaginosum, 1962 nucleotides long. RefSeq lists its product as uncharacterized. Lineage: Eukaryota; Fungi; Basidiomycota; Tremellomycetes; Trichosporonales; Trichosporonaceae. Gene Ontology annotation, cellular component: SAGA complex. The record is from RefSeq and is a predicted model, not a curated record. Gene Ontology annotation, biological process: regulation of transcription by RNA polymerase II. Gene Ontology annotation, molecular function: transcription coactivator activity.